AUGAUUACUGAAGAUGGGCAUGCGGCUACCAGUCGCUCGUUAUUGGAGCGGAGCACAGCAGCAGCUACUGAGUACGGUUCCAAUGGCUACGUUGUCAAUUAUCAAUCCUAUAAUACCAAAAUUACAAGGUAUAGUUAUAUUUUAACUAAAUAUAAUCAGGAAAAUUGCAGACUCUCUCUUCUCUUUGUUCUGCAAGACAUCGGACUUAAAGUACUCAGGUCAUUAACUGCGUAA
Messenger RNA from Gongylonema pulchrum, 234 nucleotides. Lineage: Eukaryota; Metazoa; Nematoda; Chromadorea; Rhabditida; Gongylonematidae. The record is from the annotation of a GenBank genome assembly.